Messenger RNA from Rhincodon typus (whale shark), 2035 nucleotides. RefSeq names its product cyclin E2 (gene ccne2). Lineage: Eukaryota; Metazoa; Chordata; Chondrichthyes; Orectolobiformes; Rhincodontidae. Gene Ontology annotation, cellular component: cytoplasm; nucleus; cyclin E2-CDK2 complex. The coding region runs from base 20 to 955 and encodes 311 amino acids. The record is from RefSeq and is a predicted model, not a curated record. Gene Ontology annotation, biological process: regulation of cyclin-dependent protein serine/threonine kinase activity; G1/S transition of mitotic cell cycle. The transcript is spliced from 9 exons. Gene Ontology annotation, molecular function: cyclin-dependent protein serine/threonine kinase regulator activity.
AAAGAAUGUUAUUUCCAGGAUGCCUCUAAGCACCAGGAAGCAGGGAUUUACAUUAUUGAAGAGCAUGUCGAGACGCAGUGAUCGUUUGCAAGCCAAGCAGGCAAAAUCAGAGGGACAAAAGGAUGACACUAUUCAGUCAAAGAAGAGGAAACCUGAAGAAUGCAGUGAUCAUAACCAUGAAACGGAAGUGAGCAAGAGACGGCGACAGUUCCAGAUACAGAAUUGCUGGACACCCAUAGUACCCGGAGGUGUUAGUCCUUGCAUCCUUAUCCCCACACCCCACAAAGAUGCUGAUAUCACUGAAGAUUUUUCCAGGUUCUCUCAGUAUAGGUUUAAAAACCUAUUCCUAACCAAAUCACCUCUACCGCCUCUCAGCUGGGGAAACUCUGAAGAUGUAUGGUCGAACAUGUUGAGAAAAGAAAUCCAGUAUAUCCACAGCAAAAACGUUCUCUCGCCACAUCCAUCCUUGCAGCCGAAAAUGAGAGCAAUUUUACUGGAUUGGCUCAUAGAGGUUUGCGAGGUCUACGUGCUCCAUAGAGAAACCUUUUACCUUGCUCAGGAUUUUUUUGAUCGGUUCAUGGUUACUCAAGAGAAUAUUCAUAAAAGCAAGCUGCAACUCAUUGGCAUCUCCUCACUCUUUAUUGCUGCAAAGCUGGAGGUAAGCACAUAUUCACUGGCUGGCCUGGAAUGGGACAGCAUUUCUGCAUGUUUUAACUGGAUGGUCCCUUUUGCUAAAACCCUGAAUGAAGGUGAUCCAUUAAAAUUAAGAGAUUUCAAGCAAGUGGCAGAUGACGAAAGACAUAACAUUCAGACGCAUACUAAGUACUUGGAAUUGCUGGAGGAAGCACACAUUAAGAAAGCAGAGCGUACUGCAAGGCUAUCCCCUGUGUCUAUAGGAGGAAUCUUGACUCCACCUAAAAGCACUGAGAAACCAUUGCCUAGUUCAACAUAUUGAAUGGAUGAACAUACUGGAAGAGAAAGAAGCUAGGACAAAGUAUUGGAGAACUGUGGAAUUGCAUACUGUAAGCGUGGGCUAUAUUACUGCCAUAAAAGGUAUCUAGAAACUUGAGCAGACCAAAGUUUUUAACUUUAUUAAAAAAAACUACAGCAAUGCAUCAUCUGAUGUUUUUAAUUUGUUUUAAAGAGUAAGCAAGCUAGGUACUAGCAUCAGAUUAACACUUUGCUUCUGCCCAAGAGACUAACCUAUUGAGACUAUUUGGGGAAGGGGAAUAACUAACAAGAGCCAGUGAAGGUCAUUUGAUGGUAACCAUAUGUUCUAUUCAAUCUGCACAUCAAGGUGACUUGUGCCAAUCCAUUUAAUUACAAUUACUUUAUUCAGAAGAAAUGUGAAAGCCUGUUAAUUCUGUUGUGGAGUUGAAAAGCCAGUGGACAGUUUCAUCAGAAAUUCCAGAAAACAGCUGUGAGAUUUGAAAUCUAGGCAGAAAGUUUUAUGAAACUGAAACUGCAAAACUAUAUUUUAGAUGGGAGAUUGAAUCUGAGGGAGCAAAGAGUUGCCUUUCAUGUUUACAGAGGAGGGGGAAGACAUCUUACAACCAGCUUUCAUUUGUCUUUCUCCUCCUAAUAUUUCAGUUAUAGUUCAGCACAUUGUUGAAGGACCUCAUUCAUCAAGGAUGUAUGUUUUUACAUAACAUCUUUAAGCUACGACUGAAUGAUAAAUGCUCACGUGGAUGAAAUGUCAGUCAGUGUAGGGAAAUCUUAAUCUACUUUCAACUACAUUCCAAUAUGUACACAAUGUUUGGAACGAUUUUGAAGCAUGCUGGCACUGUAAUUAAUUGUACAUACAGUUUUUGUACUUUAACUUUAAAAUGCAGGGCUACAUUAUUUGGACCUGUACUGGUGCUGUUUUUCUCUUUUCAGGAUGGUUAAAUACUGGACUCUAAGCAUAUGAUUAAAUGGGGUAGUGGUUUCUUGCUGAGGGCGAUGUAAUCUGCAACUACAUACAUAUGUUGUGCAGAUAUGCAAGUGGAUAAAGUUCAGUUUGAGCUCUAAUUUGUAUAUACAGCAAUGUCUAAAU